CCGAAACCGAGACAGAAAUGGCGCUCAGUUUAACCAACGCCUUCCUCCAAGGACAUUCCCGCCCGGCAAUCCUCCCUCCCAAGAAGGUCCCCAACGUCGUUGUUGGGUCCGGGAGUUUCCGGCCGGUGGUGACGUGCCGGAAGAAGGAAAUACACCCGGAGUUCUACGAGGACGCCAAAGUGUACUGCAAAGGAGAACUGGUGAUGACCACAGGUGGGACCCAGAAGGAGUACGUGGUGGAUGUCUGGUCGGGGAACCACCCGUUCUACCUCGGAAACCGGUCGGGUCUGCUGGUCGACGACGACCAGGUCGAGAAGUUCAGGAAGAAGUACGGCGGGCUGACCGAGAUUAUGGAGAUUCCGGUGCUCAAAGGAGAGAUUGUGCUGCCUUCUAGGAAGAAGGGGGCUUCUAAAGGCAAGAAAAAGUAAAAAAAAAACUAUUUGCUUCAAUUGUCUGAGAUUUUUUGGUGAUGUUAUAAAUUCAAGCUUCAAGGUAUGUAAUUUGUGAAAUGGAAUAGAAUUGAAUUUCAUUGCUGAUUCUGUUUUUGUGCUUGGCAUACUCCUAUUUUUCUCGCAAUGACGGGUUCUUUUCUUC
This is a messenger RNA of Fragaria vesca subsp. vesca, 594 nucleotides long. Its product is annotated as 50S ribosomal protein L31, chloroplastic-like. Gene Ontology annotation, cellular component: ribosome. Gene Ontology annotation, biological process: translation. Gene Ontology annotation, molecular function: structural constituent of ribosome. Lineage: Eukaryota; Viridiplantae; Streptophyta; Magnoliopsida; Rosales; Rosaceae. Bases 18 to 428 code for a protein of 136 amino acids. The transcript is spliced from 2 exons. The record is from RefSeq and is a predicted model, not a curated record.